Molecule: messenger RNA, 1879 nt
Organism: Pseudo-nitzschia multistriata
Lineage: Eukaryota; Bacillariophyta; Bacillariophyceae; Bacillariales; Bacillariaceae
Source: the annotation of a GenBank genome assembly
CUCAAACAACGCAAACCGGUGUUUCCAAUCCAAAUCUCUUUGGAUGGAAGGAAACAAAGCGAGGAGAGAAUAUCGGGAUCAUCCGGAACCACCAACCCACGCGAGCAACAGCAACAGCAACGACACGAGCUGGCCGCAAGCGAACCGAAGGAAAUCGUUCCAGAACGGACCACAGACACCCCUGAAAAUACGCCACACCACACCACACAACACCACACACCGCGCAACACAACACACAACACAACACAACACCCCACACCCUCCGCCCAGAAUGAGCCCCGGGGGGCCAAAACAGCCCGUUGUGCGGCCAACCACGCCGGAGGAUCCCCCGCGGAUCAAGCUCGCGGUGAGCGAGGCGGACAUGGUCCGGCUCGAGAGCGCCCUGGAGCUUCACCGCUUCCAGCAAAAGCAGGAGGGCGCCGAGGACAGCGACAAUAUCUCCUUUUUCGAGUUUCGGGGGAUCGCCUCCAGGAUCGAAGCGGCGGGGGUUCGCGUUGUGGACGGCGAUGGCGAGGGUCCCGAAAGGAACAAAACGGCCGCCGCCCCGAGCACCCCUGAACCCAGCGGCCGGCUCUCGGGGAUCACCCGGGAGGAGCACCUGUGGCACGACCUCUACUGCCUGGGCGUUCCGGUGCUGUACGAGGCGGCUUGCGGCAAAACAAGGGGACCGGCCGGGGAAUCCCCCCCUUCCACCGGCCGGGAGCGGCGGAGGAGGGCGGUGGCCUUGCUCUCCCUCGAAGCGGUGACCGAGGGGCCCGGCGCCGCCCACCGGAUCCGGGAGCUCCGGAGGCUGGCAAGGGAGGCAGCGACCCUCGGGGUGCCGGAACCCCUGUCCGACCGGGCCCUGGAGCUCCUCCGGGAGGCGGCAGCGAAACUGGAGCUCCUGCGGGAAGCGGCGAAACAGGAGAAACCACGCAAGGCAAAGGCCAACGCGGACGCAAGCGGCUCGAAGAGGCCCUCCGUGGACUGGCUGCUCGGAAGGGGGGCCGGCGCCCUUCUUCCUUCGGCCCCCUCAAAAGCGCCGACCACCAUCGACGAGCGGGUCCGGGCCCGGGCGGAGGAGCGGGGCCGGGACCUGGAGGCCGCGAGGGCCGCCUCCAGGGACCCCCGGGAGGAGCGCGUGGCGAUGGCCGACGCCCUCUACUCCCACGCCCGCCACCUCCUGCGCCGGAGGCGGACCCUCGGGACGGAAACGGGGGCCAGGAGCUUCCGGUCGAACCGGCUGCCGAAGGGGGCCGGCCGUGGGGUCGCCACCGGAGGCGGAGGCGAAACACCCGCCGAUCCUACCCGGUGCUUCCUGGCCUUUGGGGACCUCUCCAAGGACGGCCUGGCGGGCUACCGGUCGAAGGGGGAGGUCGAAGCCCUCCUUACGGGCAUUCGCGCCGUCCUGGCCGCGUCGGCGCCGCUUGCGCCGCACGUUCUCGUGGGGUGGAGGGACCCCCGGACGGGGGUGGCCAACAAGGCCCCGAUCGGGCCAAAGGCCCUGGUGUGGAUCGAGACGGCGGCCUUCAAGCAAGUCCGGCGGGUCCUGGGCCGGGCGAAACUGCCGGAACCGGAAGGGGCGCCUUGGAAGACCGACGGGCCGGAACCAGGCGCGACACCAAACGCCCGGAAACGGGCCCCCGUUCUCGACGCGGAGGACAAGAGCAAGAAGCCGCGGCCCGGCUAGCACUCGCGGUGCUCGGACACGGAGCGAGGGACGGAUGCGAUGCAAUGCAAUGCAAUGCGGUGCGGUGCGCCAGACCGCGGCUUGGGAUCGGGAAUGUUUUGCACCAUGGGGUCGCUUCGAUCGGAUCGAGUGGUCCAGAUCUCUCCCAGCCAAGCCAACGGGGUGGUUUUGUAUUUUACGCAAUGCUAUGCCCAGGCACGCAGAACUGUU